UGUUGUUGUUUUAUUUUCCCCAAGGCAGAUUCAGCACCCACAGCAACGGGAAGGGCGCCAAGUAGGAGGGUGUUCCCAGAGGGAGGAAGGCCCCGCCCCUGGCCUGUGGCUGUGGUUUGUUCCUGUGUGGGGUUCAUUUCCUAGUAAGAGCCACCAAGCUAGUGACUUGGCCUGCUGAUCCCAAGUGCGGGUCUCCUAGGUUUCAGAGAGAGUGACAGUCGCCAGGCCAGACAAGACCUGGGAGACCAUGGGCCAGAAAAGAAUCGCGGUGAUCGGAGGGGGCUCCAGCGGGCUCACCUGCAUCAAGAGCUGCCUGGAGGGAGGCCUGGAGCCCGUGUGCUUCGAAAGGACCGACGACAUCGGAGGGCUUUGGAGGUUCCAGGAAAACCCUGAGCCAGGCAGGGCCAGUAUUUACAAGUCGGUGGUCAUCAAUACCUCUAAGGAGAUGAUGUGUUUCAGUGACUUUCCCAUUCCAGACCAUUACGCCAACUUCAUGCACAACUCCCAAGUUCUGGAGUAUUUCCGGAUGUACGCCAAAGAAUUUGACCUUCUCAAGUAUAUCCGGUUCAAGACGACGGUGUGCAGUGUGAAGAAGCAGCCUGAUUUCUCCACAUCAGGCCAGUGGGAGGUGGUCACAGAGUGUGAAGGGACAAAGCAGGUGGAUGUCUUUGAUGCAGUGAUGGUUUGUACAGGUCACCACACCGAUGCACACCUGCCCCUGGACAGCUUCCCUGGAAUCGACAAAUUCCAGGGACAAUACUUCCACAGUCGAGACUACAAGAACCCCACAAGGUUCACGGGAAAGAGAGUCAUUGUCAUUGGCAUUGGGAAUUCUGGAGGGGAUCUUGCUGUUGAGAUCAGCCACACCGCCAAGCAGGUAUUCCUCAGCACCAGGAGAGGAGCUUGGAUCCUCAACCGUGUGGGUAAACAUGGUUAUCCCUUUGACAUGCAAAUGUCCUCUCGAUUUCGCCUGUUCAUAUCAAAGAUGUGUGGUCCAUCAGUGUCAAAUUCAUUUCUGGAAAGGCAGAUGAACCAACGGUUUGACCAUGAAAUGUUUGGCUUGAAACCUAAACAUAGAGCUCUGAGUCAGCAUCCUACAGUAAAUGAUGAGCUGCCAAAUCGUAUCAUUUCCGGCUUGGUGAAAGUGAAAGGAAAUGUGAAAGAAUUCACAGAGACGGCUGCCAUAUUUGAGGAUGGUUCCAGGGAGGAUGACAUUGAUGCUGUCAUCUUUGCCACAGGCUAUAGUUUUGCCUUUCCUUUUCUUAAAGAUGAUUCUGUCAAUGUGGUAAAAAAUAAGGUAUCCCUGUAUAAGAAAGUCUUCCCUCCUCUCCUGGAAAAGCCAACGUUUGCAAUCAUAGGCUUGAUCCAGCCCUUGGGAGCCAUCAUGCCCAUUGCAGAGCUCCAAGCACGCUGGGCCACUCAAGUGUUUAAAGGGAUAAAGAAAUUGCCCUCACAAAGUGAAAUGAUGGCAGAAAUAAUGAAGACUCAAGAGGAAAUGGCAAAAAGGUAUGUGGACAGCCAGCGCCACACCAUUCAGGGAGACUACAUAGAUACCAUGGAAGAGCUUGCUGAGUGUGUGGGUGUCAGGCCCAAUCUACGGUCUCUGGCCUUCACUGACCCCAAGCUAGCAUUAAAGGUCCUAUUUGGCCCCUGUACUCCUGCCCAGUACCGUCUGCAGGGUCCUGGAAAGUGGGAUAGAGCUCGAGAAACCAUCUUAACCACAGAAGAUCGCGUGAAAAAGCCUCUGAGGACCAGAGCUGUGGAUAGGAGUAAUUCUUCAUCUUCAGUGAUAACCAUGAGCAGAUUUAUACUAGUGGUGGUUCUCUGUGCUGUCCUUCUGGCUUACUUCUAGAUGUACUGCUGUCAAAGCUCUAGCUUUCAGUGGAGAGGCCUUCAGAUCCCCUUCAUUUCUCUUCCAGAAGUUUUCAUCUCCUUCCCUUUUUCCCUACAGUGACAUCUAUCUUUCAUUUUUAUCAGCUUAUUUCCCUUCUCUUCAUUCUUCAUCUAUCACUUUUUCCUUCCAGCAGAUCCUAGGCUGUGAGAUCAGAUUUCCUUCCU
Molecule: messenger RNA, 2058 nt
Organism: Perognathus longimembris pacificus (Pacific pocket mouse)
Lineage: Eukaryota; Metazoa; Chordata; Mammalia; Rodentia; Heteromyidae
Product: flavin-containing monooxygenase 5-like
Exons: 9
Coding region: 248-1852 (534 amino acids)
Molecular function (GO): flavin adenine dinucleotide binding; NADP binding; N,N-dimethylaniline monooxygenase activity
Source: RefSeq, a predicted model, not a curated record